AUUGGCUAUGGAGGCCUUGGAUUCUGUUGCAAUGGGCCAAAAAUCCCAAAACGAGCCGAUUGUCCAGCUGUUAUGCCACUGAAAGAAGCGAGAUGUUCAUCUACAUGUAGCACAGACCACGAUUGUGUAAACGAGAUAUUUGUAGGAAAAUGCUGUUUUGAUGGAUGCGGUCUGACUUGUUAUCCAGUGAGUUUGCCAAGUCUGCAACGCAAAACAAUUGUUCCGCAAAGAAGAGUUUUAUUCCAUCCGGGAGAUGUGGUACAACAUAAUAAAGGCAUGUUAUCUUCGUUGGUAGCCGAUUGCCCAUCAUCAGUUGAAAAGUCGCUAGUAGAAAAAAUCACAAAUUGUUCGUCUCUAUGUGAGUCUGACGACGAAUGUCCUGGCAUGAAACGAUGCUGUCGCAUUGGAUGUUCCACUCAAUGUCUUUAUCCAGUGCGUACCACGCCUUGUUUUCAUGCAGCAUUAACAGCUGAACUAUACGAGAUGCGGAAAGUGAGACGGUGCGAUCAUGCAGGAAAAUAUGAACCGAUUCAGUGUGACUAUGAUGGUUGCUUUUGCGUCGAUGUAGACAGUGGUGAAGAGUUAUCUGGUACCAGAACCACUAACGAUACUCCCAAUUGUAAAGCGCCAAGUUCUUGUCCUGAAAUGUCAUGUCGAACAUCCUGCCCCUAUGAAUAUGAGCGAGAAUCGAAUGGAUGUCCAUCGUGUCGAUGUAAAAAUCCAUGCGCCGAUGUUAGUUUAUUUGCAUACAGCACGGGUUAUGACAAAAACAAGGUUUUGUCUAGGUUAAAUGUCCUCAAGGCAGCUAUUGUAUCAUGA
Strongylus vulgaris is the source of this 819-nucleotide messenger RNA. Lineage: Eukaryota; Metazoa; Nematoda; Chromadorea; Rhabditida; Strongylidae. The record is from the annotation of a GenBank genome assembly.